Molecule: messenger RNA, 8088 nt
Organism: Sorex araneus (European shrew)
Lineage: Eukaryota; Metazoa; Chordata; Mammalia; Eulipotyphla; Soricidae
Gene: FILIP1L
Product: filamin A interacting protein 1 like
Exons: 3
Coding region: 238-3090 (950 amino acids)
Source: RefSeq, a predicted model, not a curated record
GCGCCCCGCUCGCAUUGUUCGGGCGGCUCCCCGAGCGCGCAGCAGCCGCCUCGCAGCGCGGCCCGCCGCCGCCCCGCGCCCGGCCCCUGCGCCCGACCCCGCGCCCGCGCCCGCGGCCCCAGACUGAAGACGCUAAUCGACCAAGAGGCUGAGUUCCAGAAGAAGAAAGAGCAAGAAAAAGAGAAAAGGAUAGCAGCCCUGAAAGAUGAGCUGACCAAACUGAAGUCUUUUGCUUUGAUGGUGGUGGAUGAACAACAAAGGCUGACAGCGCAACUUACCCUUCAAAGACAGAAAAUCCGAGCCCUGACCACAAGUGCGCAGGAAACACAUGCCAAACUAGCCCGGGCUGAAGCCAGGGUUCAGGAAGAGGAGCAGAGGGCGACCAGACUAGAGAGAGAACUGCACAGACAGACCGCAGAGUAUCGCCAGAACCAAGAGGCGAUUAUGGCGAAGCUCACCAACGAGGAUGGCCAAAAUCGCCAGCUUCGGCAGAAGCUGGCAGCCCUCAGCCGGCAAAUCGACGAGUUAGAAGAGACAAACAGGUCUUUGCGCAAAGCCGAAGAAGAGCUGCAAGAUAUCAAAGAAAAGAUCAACAAGGGGGAGUACGGAAACUCGAGCAUCCUGGCCGAGGUGGAGGAGCUCAGGACGCGGGUCCUGGAGAUGGAAGGGAAGGACGAAGAGCUCAUUAAAAUGGAGGAGCAGUGCAGAGACCUCAACAGGCGGCUCGAGAAGGAAACACUGCAGAGCCGAGACUUGAAGCUGGAGGUCGAGAAGCUCAAUAAAAGGAUAAUGGCCCUGGAGAAAUUAGAAGACGCACUUACCAAAAGCAAACAAGAAUGCUACUCUCUGAAAUGCAACUUAGAGAAAGAAAGGAUGACGAGCAAACAGUUAUCCCAAGAACUGGAGAGUUUGAAAGGAAGGCUCCAAGAGCUAGAAGCCACGGAAAGCCGGCUGGAAAAGACGGAAUUCGCCCUAAAAGAGGAUUUAACUAAACUGAAAACGUUAACUGUGAUGCUGGUGGACGAGCGGAAAACCGUGAGCGAAAAACUAAAGCAAACUGAAGAUAAGUUACAAGCUGCUGCUUCUCAACUCCAAGCAGAGCAAAACAAAGUGACGACGGUGACUGAAAAGUUAAUUGAGGAGACAAAAAGGGCACUGAAGUCCAAAACUGAUGUGGAAGAGAAAAUGUACAGUGUCGCCAAGGAGAGAGAUGACCUGAAAAACAAGCUGAAAGCAGAAGAAGAAAAAGGAAAUGACCUCCUGUCUAAAGUUAAUAUGCUGAAAACUCGGCUUCAAUCUUUGGAGGGGACUGAGAAGGAUUUCCUAAAAAACAAAAUGAAUCAAGAUUCUAGUAAAUCCACAACAGUAUUACACCAAGAAAACAAUAAGAUUAAAGAGCUCUCUCAGGAAGUGGAAAAACUGAAGCUGAAGUUAAAGGAUAUGAAAGCCAUCGAAGACGACCUCAUGAAAACUGAAGACGAGUACGAGACUCUGGAGCGCAGAUACGCUAGUGAACGAGACAAAGCACAAUUCCUAUCCGAAGAGCUGGAACGUGUUAAAAUGGAACUGGCCAAGUACAAGUUAGCAGAAAAGACAGAGUCCAGUCAGGAGCAAUGGCUCUUCAAGAGACUCCAAGAAGAAGAAGCGAAGUCAGGGCACCUCUCAAGAGAAGUGGACGCACUGAAGGAGAAAAUUCAUGAGUACAUGACAACUGAGAACCUGAUAUGUCACCUCCAGGGAGAUCAUUCCCUUCUGCAAAAGAAGCUGAAUCAACAAGAAAACAGGAACCGAGACUUAGGAAGAGAGAUUGAUAAUCUCACUAAGGAGUUAGAGAGGUACCGCCAUUUCAGCAUGAGCCUCCGGCCUAAUCUGAACGGAAGAAGAACCUCUGACCCUCAACUGUUUUCUAAAGAAGUCCAAACAGAAACAGUGGACAACGAGCCACCUGAUUACAAGAGUCUCAUUCCCCUGGAACAAGUAGUCAUCAAUGGACAGACAUACGAGGAGAGUGAGAAUCGAGAUGAGGACCCCAAUGAUGAGGAAUCCAUUCUGUCCUUCAAAUGCAAUUCGUCAACUCCCUGUCCAGCCAACAGGAAGUUGUGGAUUCCCUGGAUGAAAUCCAAGGAAGGCCCUCCUCAGAAUGGAAAAGUACAAGCAAAACCCAAUGGCAACUUCGUGCAACCUGGUGAUCUUGUCCUAAGCCACACACCUGGACAGCCCCUUCAUAUAAAGGUUACUCCAGACCAUUUCCAAAACACGGCCACCCUUGAAAUUACAAGUCCGACCACAGAGAGUCCGCACUCUUACACGAGCACUGCCGUGAUACCAAACUGUGGCACCCCAAAGCAAAGGAUAACUAUCCUCCAAAACGCAUCCAUCACACCAGUGAAGUCCAAAACCUCUGCAGAAGGCCUCAUAAAUGUAGAGCAAGGCGUGUCCCCAAUCACUAUGGCAAGCUUUGCCAGAGCACAGACCCCCGAGUCCUGUGGUUCUGUAACGCCAGAAAGGACAAUGUCACCUAUUCAGGUUUUGGCUGUGACUGGUUCAGCUAGCUCUCCCGAGCAGGGACGCUCCCCAGAGCCAAUAGAGAUCAGCGCCAAGCAUGCUAUUUUCAGAGUCUCUCCAGAGCGGCAGUCAUCAUGGCAGUUUCAACGUUCAAACAGUAAUAAUUCAAGUGUGAUAACUACUGAGGAUAAUAAAAUCCACAUUCACUUAGGAAGUCCUUACAUGCAAGCUGUAGCCAGCCCCGUGAGACCCGCCAGCCCUUCAACACCACCGCAGGACAGCCGAACUCAAGGCUUAUCUAAUGGGGCUCUGAACAAAACGACCAAUAAAGUCACCAGCAGUAUUACUAUCACACCAACAGCCACACCUCUUCCUCGACAAUCACAAAUUACAAUCAAGGAGGUACGCCGGCAGAGAAUCCCAACAUGGCGCCUUAACUCAGCAUCUCCAGGCAUUACUCUGCUUCACUCUAAAGCUCCCCCGGGGCUGAUGGAAAAGUCUAUACACCACACUGGCUGUGGGAAGUUACACAUCAUAAAGACUGUCACCUCCAAUACUUUCCUCCACGUGGGAGGGAAAAGGUAAGCUUGCCCAAUGCACUGCCUGAAUACACUGACCUACAGAAAUACUAUGGAAAGCUGGAAAUGCUGCCACGGGGGGUUGAAGAGAAAGAGCAAUCUCUCCAGGACACGGAAAAGCAGCAGGAUGACAGACGGGUCAUUCGCAGGUUGUGGGACCUCGCGAACAGGAUCCUGAAAAAGUAGCACGCCACGGUCAUGUUGCCUACAUGUGUGCAGCGACAUACGUGCUAUUGCCAAGCCGGACACAUACACUUCACUUCCUCCCGGGUCCUUAUUUGUAACCCAGCCCAAAGGCAGACUGUCUGGGAUGCCACUAAAUUCACAAAGCACAGUUGGAAGGUAUUCUGAUGAUGGCAGGAAGUAACUGGCUCAUAUUUGCUAAAAAGAUAUACCAAGGGAGGGGGAAUGACUAGGAGAUGCAACACCAGUAGGAUUUCUCAUCUGCUUCAAAAGAGUCAGAUCUUUUCUAUCAAAAUGGCAGGAAAACUGAAAUCAAUCUCUAAAGGUAUGAAACUAUGAUUUCUUUAGGGCCAGGAAGAAAAAGGGAGGUAAUUCUUGGUUACAAAAAGUAAAAGAACACAAAAGUGAGUAUCUGAACACAUCCUUUGUGUAGUCAACCCACUGUUUAUGUGGCAUGCGUUCCCACUUGACUGUUGGCACUUAGUUUUCUGUCUUAUUUUCAAAAACUAAAAUUGUGCUCCUGUCUGGUUUAGUGAGAUAAGCAACCUCAACAACAAAUAUGAGAGUAAUUCAGUCACGAGUAUCAAAAGCUAUAUAACUGGCAUCCUCUAAUUGUGGCUAGAAAUCUUUACAUCCUUCCCAGUUCUGAUAACCCAUGAGUAUAACCAAUUGUAGACUGGAAACUCCAAACAAUCAUCUAUCUAUAAGCCCCAACAAUAAACUAGAAUUCCUUUCAACGGAAGUGUUCUAUUGGAUCAGGAAAAUGUGUUAAAAAUUUAGUGUGGACAGAGUUAACACAAUGACGCUUCAAGAUCCAAAGACAUUUUAUACAGGGAUAAUUACAUUUCACAGAGCCUCCUUCGGAUAAAAACAAACAAAAAAAUCUUCAAGGACCAUGACCCAGCAUUCUCUAUGAUCCGACACAAAGAAGUGGGGGCAUGAUCCAGCUGGAAGUAAUCCUGUGGCCAAUGAGAGGCCGUUAGCUGGCUGUCAGGGCUGGAGUCGGCAUAGCAAACGCCAAGGAACUGCUCUUCUCACAUUCACCCAUCUCAAACAGCGUCAGUGCACGCGAGCCCCUGGAAAAAUAGGUCUGGGCCCACUCUGAUUCCAAGGCGGAAAAGAGCGGGAAGCCUGGGUGGCCUUGAGCUGUGCAAGGGAAAGGUAGGGAUGAAGUGCAGCAGAACGAGCAAACACUUGACAGAGGGAGAAUUGGGAGGUCAGGCGAGGUGAAAGACUCAAGUGCGAAAACAGUCAGAGAAGAGCAUAAGAAAGAGAAUUACAAACGAUGAUUGAGCUCCAACAUCAAAAAUGAAAGUAGAGGGAAAUAGCUGAUGGGUAGUGCGGCUGAAAACAGUGUGUAGCACUGUACAGGGCAUAGCAGGCAAUGUCAAGUGAGCAGAGCAUGAGUGAACAGGAGAGAGAAGGGGCAGUUACCACUGAAGUACUUAAAUGAGCAAUGUGACAAGAAGAUGGUGAUGGCAUACAACAAGAGCAGUAAAAGCAGUAACUCGGUGACACUCGACGUUGAUGCUGAAGGAGAAACAAACAAACGCAACAAAAACCUUGACCAUCAAUAUUGGAAACCAGAAAGGUUGAAAAGUAGUAUAAAGCAGGAAAAACAAGCACCAACAACACUCCGAGAAAAGCAAAAAUACCAUGGGAACAUUUCAACUUGAAGGGGAAAACAAAACAUGGUUAAGUAGGUUUCAAAUUUGUUUUCUUCCAUGCCAGGAGAUUCCCUAAUGUCCAUUAUCUCAAAAUGGGAUAAAUUCAAGAGCUAGUAAGAAAAGGGGGAAAAGGUUGUACAAAGUGCCAAAAAGUGGGAGGAAACAGCUACAUUUCUAUUUCCAUUAUGACAAAAAAUUUUAGGAGCUGGAGAGACAGUACUGUUGAUAAGACACUUGACUUGCACCAGGCCAACCCAUGUUUGAUAUCUGGCCCUUUCAAGACCCACACGGAGUGAUUCCCAAGCUCAGAGCCAAAAGUAAGUUCUGAGUACUGGUAGGUAUGGCCAAAAUACAGAAACAAAACAAAGAAACAGUUUUAAAACAACAAAGUUCAUCUUAACAAGCAGAUUAUCAAUCCAAUUUAAAAUGAUAAACAUAACAAUGCACAACAACUUCUUUUGAUAAUGCAUAAACAACUAUGAAGUGGAAAUGAUGCUUGGAAUUCAACAAAAUGGUGUUUGACCUACAAGACAAUUCAAACACAAAAAGAAUCUGUGUUCAUGCCACAGAACUAUUUCUGCAGACCUACAAUAAAACUAAAAGAUACUGUCCUAAAAUUUUUAGAGGAGACAUUAUGAAGUUAAAAGGAAGCAGAUAAAAACCACAGGGAACUAAAACAAAGCAAUUUGCAGCCAAAGCUUUAACAGCCUGAUAUUUUUAAGCUGGGGUCUCUCAGCCCUUAAUCUAUUUAGCUUCAAAGACUUCUGUGCUAGACUUCUUGGAACUUUAUGGAAUAAAGUAUUCAAUCUUCAAAGAAAUGUGAGUGGUAAUUAUAAAUGGAGUGACUGAUGUAAAAUAAAAUUCUCUCUUCACUAUAAUUCAAAUUCCUGCUUUCUGUGACAUGCAACAUGCACCUCAAAACUCAGUCAGGCUGAGACCUGAUUUCAAACUACACCCUGCAGGUCCAAUUCAGUCUAUGGUCAUUUUUCUAUAGUCUACAAGUUGAGAAUCAUUUUGACAUUUUUAAAUAGUUGAAAAACUCAAAAGAAGGUGAAAAUCACAUGAUAUUAAAGUUUCGUAAAGUUUCCUGGUAUAGACAUGUUCAUUUGCUCUCAUAUUUAUUACCAAUGAUUAAUGUCACACUACAAUGAGAGCUAGUUGUCUAACUCUAGCCAGCAAAGCCUAAAAUACUAUCUUGCUACUAUAUAAAUCUGAUGACAUCUGACCUACUGUGGACUAACCUAACAAGGAACUCAGAAACAAAAUCAACUAAUUUUAACCAACAAUACUAACAAUUCAAAGAAUUCUAUAAAAGCAUAUACAAAUGGAAAAAACUACUUCAAGCUACUGUGAUAGUUAGCAAAAAUGUAGAAUUCUAUCAAUGCACUAAAGUGUUUAACUGAAAAUCAGAGAAUAGAUCGGGGGUCAGGAGAUUGCACAGUGGUAAGGGCUCCUGCUAGAGGGAUCAGAUCUAUGGGGUACCCCAAAAAUCAGUGGGUGCCUCCCUGGAGGUCCCCAAAUACUUCUGGGUAUGGCUCUUCCAGCACAGAGCCCAAGCAGUUCAUAGAAAGUACAAUUUCGUGCAACACGGCAACUCAGAUAGAACUAGAGGAUAUCCUGUUGAGUGAAGUCAGAAGGAAAGGGAUACACAGAAUAAUCUCCCUCACCUGUGAAACUUAAGGAUCUACAGAAAGGUACCAACAAAGGGUCAAAGGCAACAUAAUGAAGAACUGAUUCAUACAAUUAAGUUGGGAGGGGGUUUUGGAAAGGAGGGAUGUUGGGGUCCUUGGGAAAAGAAGGUGGGUACACUGGUGGUGGGUUUGGGUAUUGAAAUUUGUGCACAAGUAACCAUUAUGAGUAGCAUUGAACUAUUGAAAAACUCAGGUAUGAGGGUUUGUGACCAAAAUCUCCAGGUACUUUUGUAGUCAGGGAUGAACAACCUCCCCCCAUCCCUCCUUUCUUCAGGGAGCCUGGUGGUCAUGCCCAUUGACUGCCUCUGGCACCCUAUAAACUCAUUAACCAGCCAUGAUCCAGACUCAUAAAUCUCAAAAGAGAUCAACAAGCUGUAGAGAUGCUUUCAGAGCUCAGUCACCAUCCAGUUAAAACUUUAACUCCAGCUAUAUCACCCCAUUCAAAAUUUUAGAAUUCCUGGAAUGACAUCUCAUACUCCACACAACUGAUAUACCAGGGGUAGCACACCACAUUGGAAGGGAUAUAAAGUAGAAGGCAACAAAUCUGAUUAAGAAAAUAUUAAUAAACAAGGCUUAAUCUGUAACAACAUGUUGGUAAUCUCUGAUACAAGUAGCUCCAACAAUCUUCACACACUUUCUUCUAAAGAAAUCUUCUUUGAUCAUUUUUAGUGAAUUAAUCCUAACAAGCAACACAAAAUAAAUCAUUUGGGGCCUGCUACUGUGGUAAGCUUGGGCGGUGGUUGAGAAAAUUGGAAAUAAUGGUGGUGGGAAGGUGUAAUGAUGGUGGGAUUGGUGUUGGAAUAUUGAAUGUAAUAAAUUACUGACAACUUUAUAAAAAUUUUAAGAGAAAAAAUAAAUAGUCUUGUAAACCACAGAAUCUCAAUCAAUACAAAUAAUUUGUUAAGAGUUUUGUAGAUUUCAAAAAACUAGAGGUUGAGCUCCCAUUUGACCCAGCAAUACCACUGCUGGGAAUAUAUCCCAGAAAAGCCAAAAAGUAUAGUCGAAAUGACAUCUGCACUUAUAUGUUCAUCGCAGCACUGUUUACAAUAGCCAGAAUCUGGAAAAAACCCGAGUGCCCUAGAACAGAUGACUGGUUGAAGAAACUCUGGUACAUCUAUACAAUGGAAUACUAUGCAGCUGUUAGAAAAAAUGAGGUCAUGACGUUUGCAUAUAAGUGGAUCAACAUGGAAAGUAUCAUGCUAAGUGAAAUGAGUCAGAAAGAGAGAGACAGACAUAGAAAGAUUGCACUCAUCUGUGGAAUAUAGAAUAAUAGACUAUAAGACUAACACCUAAGAAUAGUAGAAAUAAGUACCAGGAGGUUGUCACCAUGGCUUGGAGGCUGUUCUCUCAUUCUGGGCAACUCAGAGAAGGGAACACCAAGUAAAAUGUGGUUGUUGGUCAUGUGGGGGAAAGAUGAUGCGGGCCGAAUAUAGACUAGAGACAACACAAUGGCCACUCAACACC